AUGUCGUCCAGGAUGCCUCGUAGGAAAAAGCAGGACGGGAUCGAUGACGAUAACAUCAUAAAUUUCACUACGGAAGAGCCUUCGACUGGUGAUAUCGACCUUAGGCGAUCGUCUCGGCGCCUCAUUGCCAUGAUGGAACCCCAGUCUUCAAAUGCUACCGGCCACAAAUCCAAGGCUGCAGCACCCCAAACCAAGAGACCCAAAGGUCGCAAGAUGGCCCCCAAAAGCUCCGACGCUACACCGCAGAACCAGAGCGACGACGUGAGCAGCGAUGCCGAGUCGAAUUCAACUUCGGAGUUCUACCCGGACGGGGUCAACGACCAGCGUGCAAAGGGUGUUGGGAGUGCCAUUCAGUGCUUGUCGCGGCUGGAAAGACGACUUCAGCGCAACCUAAAGAAGCAGCAGCUCAAGGUGGAGAAGAGCGUUGAUUCUUUGGACGCAGGCACUCACGUAUCAGCGGCGCAAAAGUCGCGCCCGACGCGAUGCAUAGGGGAUCUCAACACGCCACCACCAACAGCACCUGUGGAAAAACACGAACUCAUAGAUCCCGAUGCGCCGCGGGUUCCUACUGCAAAGAGAGAUUUGCCCAUAGAAAAUGGCAAACCUGCUUUCAAAAAGCCAACCCCUAGGAAAGCAAGCCAACGAGAACCCAAAGUCGCCGAGAGCGUAGAUCAGACGCUGGCAGAGGCUGAACGGGGUGCGGCCAGACCGCCUGCUGUUGAUAGCGACUACCUGCCACUACCAUGGACGGGUCGAUUAGGAUACGCAUGUCUCAAUACUUAUCUACGCUCAGCAAAACCUCCAGUUUUUAGCUCGCGCACCUGUCGCAUGUCCUCCAUCAUAGAUCACCGCUACCCUCUUGCUGACCCUACUCAGCCCGAGCAUCCCAACAAGAACCGCCCAGACAAGUCGCAAAUGCCAGACAGGAAAAGAGGUCAGGAAUUCGUGCAGAAGCUCGGUUUGGCAAACGCACGGGACAUUGACAAAAUGAUACGCUGGAAUGAACGCUACGGGAUCCGUUUUAUGCGUCUCAGUUCUGAAAUGUUUCCAUUUGCCAGUCACGAGGAGCACGGCUAUAAGCUUGCUCCAUUUGCUUCGGAGGUGCUUGCUGAGGCUGGAAAGACUGCGGCCAAGUAUGGCCACCGGCUCACCACCCAUCCUGGCCAGUUCACACAGCUUGGAUCUCCUCGUGCCGAGGUCAUCACUGCAUCAGUCCGGGAUCUGGAAUAUCACGAUGAGAUGCUUACACUGCUCGAGCUGCCUGAGCAACAGGAUCGCGAUGCGGUCAUGAUUUUACACAUGGGUGGCGUUUAUGGGGACAAAGCAGCCACCCUCGACCGCUUCCGCCACAACUAUACGACGCGUUUGUCAGAUUCAAUAAAGCGUCGACUGGUGCUUGAGAACGACGAUGUUUCCUGGUCGGUUCACGAUCUUCUUCCGAUAUGCGAAGAGCUCAAUAUCCCAUUGGUCCUCGACUUCCACCAUCACAAUAUCGUCUUUGAUUCCGAGAAGGUGCGGGAAGGUACAGCCGAUAUAGUACCCCUUUUCCCUCGAAUACGAGCGACUUGGGACCGUAAGAACAUCAAGAUGAAGAUGCACUACAGCGAGCCCUGCGCGGGCGCCGUGACACCGCGGGACCGGCGCAAGCACAGUCCUCGGGUGGCAACUCUACCUCCCUGCCCGCCGGAUACAGAUCUGAUGAUCGAGGCCAAGGACAAGGAGCAGGCCGUGUUCGAACUUAUGCGGAACUUUAAGCUCCCUGGAUAUGAGCGCAUCCAUAGCAUCAUUCCUAACGAGCGUGCAGACGAGCCAAGACCUCCGCCAACCGCAUCCAAAAUGUCAAAGGGAAAGAAUGGACGUCCGGGCAAGAAAAAGAAGGUGGAGGAAGAUGAUGGUCAUGUCAAGGUUGAGCUUGUAGACGACAUCACAGAUCCCGAUAAAUAUGUACCCGAGGGGCUGGGGUAUGAUGAUCCUACGAUUCUGCCUGCGAUAGAUUUGGAUGAUUUAAACAUGGGAGGUCCCGAAGGCCGGGUGUAUUGGCCGCCUGGUAUGGAGGACUGGCUCAGGCCACUGAAGCGAGACCAGAAGCGCAAGAUUGAGGACGUGGAGGAGCAUGACGAGUUGUAG
Messenger RNA from Pyricularia pennisetigena, 2127 nucleotides. RefSeq lists its product as uncharacterized. NCBI's taxonomy places the organism in Eukaryota, Fungi, Ascomycota, Sordariomycetes, Magnaporthales, Pyriculariaceae. Gene Ontology annotation, biological process: mitochondrial DNA repair; nucleotide-excision repair; response to UV. Gene Ontology annotation, cellular component: nucleus; mitochondrion. The record is from RefSeq and is a predicted model, not a curated record. The coding region runs from base 1 to 2127 and encodes 708 amino acids. Gene Ontology annotation, molecular function: endonuclease activity. The transcript has 3 exons.